UCGUAUAUAGAUGUAAUUUGCGAAUUUAGGGAUAAAGACAAGAAGUCCCUUCAAUUGUUCAAAGACCACGGCAUUGUUCCUUUAAAUAGAGACUGUCCACACUACGGGAAUCCUUGUGCUUUCAGACCGGUAAGAAAUUUGCUCAUCAUUUCCUCAACGCUGUGACUUUACGCUUCGCGCCAUCAUAAUAAAUCACUCCGCUACCUGGGCUUCAUAAGCACCUAUGCGGCCGUAUCAUAUCACGCCCAGAAAAUGCCUCAAAUUUCACCAUAUCAUAGACGGAUUUCUCUCAGAGGGGUCGGGAGAACUCAAACUAGUCCUAAUUGUUCGCAGUGACCUCAAAAUGGGGAAAGGCAAAGUUGCAGCUCAGUGUUCCCAUGCUACUCUGAAGGCAUACAAGCAAACACAGAAGAGGGAUUCUAGACUGCUGAGAGCCUGGGAGAUGAAUGGACAACCUAAGGUUGUGUUGAAAAUAGAAGAUGAAGCCUCAAUGCUAGAUUUGGCUUCUCUGGCCAGAGAUGCUGGGUUGACUGUGAGCCUCAUUCAGGAUGCCGGCCGCACACAGAUUGCUCCUGGAUCACGCACAGUUCUUGGCAUUGGGCCAGGCACUGUAGAACUUGUUGACACUGUCACUGGACAUCUGAAACUUUACUAAAUUUUGCAAGGACACCUUUAUUUAUUUAUAGUUUAGAUUUUCUCUUAAACCUAUAUAAAUGUGAGGGCUGUGUUCCUGUGCAGCGCUGUGUUUGAUGGUGAAUACUUGAUCCUAUUGUGUAUCCCCCUCCCAUAUAUUACUAAAACUACAAUACUGUAUGGCAGGUGCUACCAUUGAUAAAUAAAAUUUAGAAAUGUGA
Molecule: messenger RNA, 854 nt
Organism: Homarus americanus (American lobster)
Lineage: Eukaryota; Metazoa; Arthropoda; Malacostraca; Decapoda; Nephropidae
Product: peptidyl-tRNA hydrolase 2, mitochondrial-like
Exons: 4
Coding region: 224-655 (143 amino acids)
Biological process (GO): negative regulation of anoikis; positive regulation of anoikis
Cellular component (GO): mitochondrion; cytosol
Molecular function (GO): peptidyl-tRNA hydrolase activity
Source: RefSeq, a predicted model, not a curated record